This is a messenger RNA of Rotaria sp. Silwood2, 276 nucleotides long. NCBI's taxonomy places the organism in Eukaryota, Metazoa, Rotifera, Eurotatoria, Philodinida, Philodinidae. The record is from the annotation of a GenBank genome assembly.
AUGAGACCAAAGAGACAAAAUAAAAAUAAAAAUAAAAAUACUACAUAUUGUCAAAGAUAUCGUCAGAAAAUUCAACUAAAACGUUUACAAUCUAAAAGUUUUGAUAAAAAGUAUAGAAAAAUUGUACCAUUGAGGCAAGCAUUACGUCGAGCAAAAAAGAAACAACAGCAACAACAAAAAUCAAUGCAAUCAGCAUCAACAAUUACAAUAUCAAGAAAUGAUCUUAGAAAACGUGAAGGUAUCCAACGUCGUCAUCAGAAUACAGCAAAAUUUUAA